Cucurbitaria berberidis CBS 394.84 is the source of this 849-nucleotide messenger RNA. RefSeq names its product kinase-like protein. Lineage: Eukaryota; Fungi; Ascomycota; Dothideomycetes; Pleosporales; Cucurbitariaceae. The record is from RefSeq and is a predicted model, not a curated record. Bases 1 to 849 code for a protein of 282 amino acids. The transcript has a single exon.
AUGUUCUGCACAGUAGCUCCAGCGAAAGGGAGCCCCGCCUGCGCCGCCCAGUCGCAAAUCAACGCUACCGCAUUUAGACGUUCCCUAACGCUCCUCGCCAUCAAGCUACUAAAACGCAUCCGAAAGCCCCAUGGCACAGUGAUUUUUCUUUCGGGGAAGAUAUGUGUCAAAUACGGACACAGUCCUAGUCUCAGCGAAGCUUCGACUAUGCAAUUUGUCGCGAAGCAUACAUCGAUCCCCGUCCCUCGCGUAUACUGCGCUUUUGUGCACCGAAAUCGGACAUACAUUGUGAUGGAGAGAAUGCAUGGACAACCGAUUGGAGCUGGGUGGACCAAGCGUUCAGUAGAAAGCAAGGCAAAGCUCCUAGGCCAGCUCAAACAGAUUGUCGAUGAGAUGCGUCGCAUACCGCCUCCGGAAGGCACUGGUGUUGCUCACGUAAAUGGUGGUCCUUUGUAUGAUCCGCGGUUACCAGGAACAUCGAAACAAUUUGGGCCCUUCGAUACGAUUCAGGACUUUCACAGGCAUCUGCGGGGAGGUUUGGAAGCUCAUUCACAGCAUAAGCCAGAGAUCAGUGAGCUCAUUUCCUUGCAGGAUGAACCUCGGUCUGCUCUGGUAUUUACCCAUGGAGAUCUGAGCAGCUUGAAUACCCUCGUUUCCGGAGAUGAGAUUGUUGGUAUCAUUGACUGGGAAACAGCGGGAUGGUACCCUGCAUACUGGGAGUACACUACUGCCUGGAAUGUAAACCCACAAAAUCAAUUCUGGCGAGAUGAGGUCGACCUUUUUCUCCAGCCUAUGCCUAAAGAGUUGGCGAUGGAAAAGAUACGGCUGGAAUACUUUGGAGAUGGUUGA